AUGAACCCCGUCGAAGAACUGAUCUCUCUGAUGGACAACUACAGCACACACCAUGAUAGUGAUAUGGAUAUGGCUGAUGGAUUGAUUCCCCCAUCUGGCGCCGCUAGCUUUAUCCCUACCUCCGACCCCUCUGAUUCCAAGGAAAAUAGACCUCCUCCUCCGGGGAAUGAAGACACCAUCGACGAUGCUACCGAUGUAGCUACCGAGGCUGAUCUCCACGAAGCCAUGGAAGACUUGGACGUAGAUACCGAUUAUGAGGCGUCUGAGAGUGAGGAUGAUAGCGAAGAGUAUGAGGAGGAUAUGGAUGACGAGGAUCGUGAUAGUGAAGAAGAUGACGAAAGCGUCUGGGAUGACGAUGAUGAAGUCUACGAUCCCGAUAACGCGCCUAUCAAAGAUGGUGAUCUCGACGACAUCGAACGCAACUUCAAGGGUCUGUACGAUGAGUCCGGACCUCAGUCACCUUCUUAUCAUCACGAUGACGAUAGCAUGGAAGAUUUGGACUACGAAGGUACCCACAGCGAUGAGUGUGGAUCAUCAGAAUCUCCAAAUGAAGAUAUGGAUGACAUCUCAACCGAGGAUCAGGAUGAAUAUGAUGGCUGUGCUGGCUCGGACAUGGACAUGUCAGACAACAAUGACGAGGGGGAAAGAGAAGAAGAGGAGGACGAUGACGAGGACGAGGACGAGGACAGCGACGUAUCUUUCCCCGGAGCCGACUAUUUGAAAAGGACCGCUGCCAAGCCGGGUGUUGUUCAUAUUCUAGGGUCAUCGGACAGAUCUUACGAAGACACAACAGGUAGACGCCAUGUGGUGAUAAAAAUCACAACAUACGAUCCACCAACGCUAAUUCGUGUCCCCGUUAAGCCUCUAGUCCUCUCAUCCGAUGUGUUUGCCGAAAUCUUCGGGUAUGUGAAAUGCGAAGGCGUACACCCUAGUGACUAUGAUCGCUUGAAUGAGGAUAAGCUCAUUUGGACGGAAGAGUUGUCAUUCAACUGGCCCAAUCCAGCAGCCAUGCUAUGGGUUCUCCAGACGCUGACAAAGCGAUGGCCUGAAUUACCAGAGUGCGUGGACCUCGCCUUUCUCAAGGACAUCGCUGAAAUUGUGAAUCGAUUCGAGUUAGGAAGUUCCAUGGAUUUCGAUUCAUUCGGCUGGCCGGUGUAUGCCUACGUGAGGCCGGAUAGGACUGUGCCUUCGCGCAAAGAGUUGCUGGACUGGGUGAUGUUCAUUACUUGGGUGUUUCGGUCCAGAGGUGGGCACGAUUUUCGCCAGGCGAAUCGUGGUGUGAUUAUGGAUUUUACGUUUAAGGCUAAGCCAGAGAAGGGACUUUUGCCUCGGCACUUGUAUGAGUCUAUUCACAAGGCCCGAUUGGAGCUUUAUCAGAAAUUGGCAGAAGUUAUCCGCGGACAUUUGGAUUACUUGGCUGAGAAUCAGCAUGAGGAUCGGAUGGUCCCCUGUGCGCAUCACAUUUCGAGUGUCUGGGAAGAUAUUCUCAAACUGGCGGAAGAUCCAAAAAGUCACAGGGUGUCACCGAGCCGGAUUCAUUUGAAGAUAUGUGAGUUGGUGGAAAGCUUCGAGAAGCUUGUUAAGGAAUCGGCACCUGGGUGCCCUGUUCGGCCACUCGAGACUUUACUUGCCUGCGAGAAAGAGAUGCGAAGAUGCCAGGGCAUUAACUGUGAUGGGAAGAACGCUCGGAAGACUGAUAUAUGCCGUGUGACACGUUAUGGAUGGGGGUUUAACUUCAAAGAGCUGUCCUGGCCUUGUCCGGAUUGGGUGGGUGUAACGGCGGAUAGGAAGCCGCGCAAGAGGUGGAUGCCUUGGGAUUAG
Molecule: messenger RNA, 1821 nt
Organism: Aspergillus welwitschiae
Lineage: Eukaryota; Fungi; Ascomycota; Eurotiomycetes; Eurotiales; Aspergillaceae
Exons: 1
Coding region: 1-1821 (606 amino acids)
Source: RefSeq, a predicted model, not a curated record